AUGCCAGCUCAACCAACAAUGAUUCGUCAUGGAGAACUCUUUAAGAUUUUACACAUCACAGCUCCUACAGAAUUUUAUACGUUAGCACGUAGGCAUUAUGGUUUCUAUUCCUCUUUAUGGCACGAAAUAUCAUCAGAUUCGGAAUUUCUAGAAACUCAAUCGGUUAAUCCAUAUCACAGCUUCAAUUCGGAAAGUUACUUUCACCAUCUUUCUAAACACCAAACCACAGAUCUAAUAAUUGAAGUAGGAGAGAGCCCUAAUACUGAAAAGUUUAGGGCGCAUACAGAAAUUCUCUCUAAUAGUACGCCUUAUUUUGAAUGUGCUUUAUCAUCAUCUUGGGCCAUAUUUGAGAACGAUGAAAUUAUCUUUAAAAAACCUAACAUUACACCACAAGUGUUUCACAUUGUGCUAGAUGGAAUAGUACAUUGGAAAAAGCAUACUGAAAAGGAUAUAUUGAACUUUUUAGUGGCGGCCGAUGAACUAUUAAUUGAUAGAAUUUUAGAUGAAGGUCAACGUCAUCUCAUUGAGCAGAGAUAUGAAUGGAUAUUAUAUAAUUUGAAUUUCACAACUUUUAUUAGCUUUAAAUAUAAAUCAUUUGAAAAACUUCGAAAUUAUUGCAUAGUAAAGAUUUGCGAAAAUCCAAGAUUAACCUUUAGUUCAAAUUAUUUUUUAAAAUUCGAUGAAGGAUUUUGGAUAAAAUUUUUAAAUCAAGAUAAUAUUCAAAUGGAAGAAUUCGAAAUUUGGCAUAAUUUGAUUUUAUGGGGAAUUGAACAAUUUUCAAUAACAAAAAAUCAAUCAUUUUUUAAUUUUUCUAAAAAUGAAUUGAUUCAUUUAAAAAGCAUAUUACAACAUUGUAUUCCAUUAAUUAGAUUUACGGAAUUCUCUGUUAAUCAACUUUAUACAUAUGUUUGGCCUUUUAGAGACAUUAUCGAUUUAAAGUUAAGAAAAGAAAUAAAUGAAACUAACUUUAUUACUAAAUAUUUAUAUACUGAAGAUUGUUUUAUAUUUUCAUUUGGGACUUUAAAAAAUCCUCAAAAUGUUAAGUUCAGUUUUGCUAAAAAAAAGAAACCAGCAAUUAGAGAUGAUCCAAAUUUGGGUCCCUGCUUUGGCAGAAAGGAUAUAUGUAUAACAAAUAAUUUUAAAACACAUGGAACAUGCUCAUCCGAAUCUUCAAGUUUCAAUGAUAUUAUAUUUGCAAAAAAUUUUACUAUCAUAGAAUAUGAAGUUUUUCAAGUUGUUUACAAAAGAAGUGAAGAAAAUAGGUGGGUUUCAUUUAUGAAUUCUAAAUACUUUGAAAAUGAUAAGAAAUACCCAGACAAUGAGAGAAUUAGUAAUCAACAUGAAACGUGGAGAAAAUAUAUUGUGAAGACAGCUGCAAAGAUAAUUAUUUCAACAAUUCUGAACAGUUCUUCUGAUGCCAACAAGAUUGAACCUAAAAAGCGUACAAAUGAAGAAUUAAUUAACAAAGUCAAAGAAUAUAAAAUCAUUAUUAACGAAAGAGAUCAAGUAGAACAAGAAAACAGAAGCAAAAAGAUAGAAUAUUUAGUACUGAAUAGUCAGGAAGACUUGGAUGAUGAAGCACUAUAA
Messenger RNA from Dentiscutata erythropus, 1587 nucleotides. NCBI's taxonomy places the organism in Eukaryota, Fungi, Glomeromycota, Glomeromycetes, Diversisporales, Gigasporaceae. The record is from the annotation of a GenBank genome assembly.